Molecule: messenger RNA, 1160 nt
Organism: Manis pentadactyla (Chinese pangolin)
Lineage: Eukaryota; Metazoa; Chordata; Mammalia; Pholidota; Manidae
Product: growth-regulated protein homolog beta-like
Exons: 4
Coding region: 131-454 (107 amino acids)
Biological process (GO): inflammatory response; antimicrobial humoral immune response mediated by antimicrobial peptide; cellular response to lipopolysaccharide
Cellular component (GO): extracellular region
Molecular function (GO): CXCR chemokine receptor binding; chemokine activity
Source: RefSeq, a predicted model, not a curated record
CUGCGCCCCGCUCCGCGCCGACCCGGGAUAAAAGGGCUUCUCCGGCCCCGGGAGCCACACGGCCCUCUCCGCCAGCGCCCCCGCCAGCUCCGCGCUCCAGGCACCGCCGCCCGACUCUCGAGCUGAGCCCAUGGCCCGCGCCGCCCCCGCCGCCGCCCUCCGUGCUCCCCGGCUCCUCGCCGCCGCGCUGCUGCUCGUGCUCCUGGCGGCCGCCUGCCAGCGCGCAGAAGGGGCGCCCGUGGUCACCGAACUGCGCUGCCAGUGCUUGCAGACCUCGCAGGGAAUUCACCCCAAGAACAUCCAGAGCGUGAAGGUGACGCCCGCGGGCCCCCACUGUGCCCAGAUCGAAGUCAUAGUUACCCUCAAGAGUGGACAGGAAGCUUGUCUCAACCCCGAAGCCCCCAUGGUUAAGAAAAUCAUCGAUAAGAUACUAAACAAGGACAGCGCCAACUGAGCUAGAGAGAAGAAGGAAGCUUGUCUGGUUCUUGCUACAGCUUCAGUGAAAGAAAAACAAACAGCUCCUAGGGCCAUCUGGAUUGUGUUUAAUGUGUUUGACCAUUUCCUAUGAGAAUUCUUUGGUUUGGUUUGUUUUUUUAAAGUAUUUAUUUAUUUAUUUAUUUUUCAAAGCUUGUUUAUUAAUGUUCUAUCAAUAUUUAAAGAUAUGAGUAUGUUUGGUAAUUUGCUAUACUCUUAAAAAGUCAUUUUAUUUUAAAUUAAAGUUUUUCAGUCCUGAUAUUAUUUAAUUUGAAGAUGAGGUGUUUUAAAUGUUCUUCAUACAUUAUGUUUUGCGUGUGGGGAGAUCACACCAAACCAUCCAUUCAUAAAGCCUAGAGUUUAAUAGUGGAGGAUCCAAGCAAUCAGAUCAUGGUAAAAGUAGAGGAAUGUAUGCACAUCUUAUGUUUUGUUCUGUGGAGAAUGUCAGUUGUUAUUUAUUGAAACAGUUUCACAGUAUGUGGUGAACAUUUCUGAAGUUCUGAAGUUUAUUUAGAAACUCCAGUAUUUUAAAUAUACCUUGGACAUUUUGUGUCUUCCUUGUAAGGCAUAAUGCCUGUUUAGUGUUAAAAUUAGUCAUUGUUUCUCUAUGUCUGGGAAUAGAGAAAUUUAAAUAUGUAUUGAUGUAUUUUUUACAACUAACAUGAAAAUAAAGCUUUUUGCAAAAA